Hymenoscyphus albidus is the source of this 1336-nucleotide messenger RNA. The record is from the annotation of a GenBank genome assembly. Lineage: Eukaryota; Fungi; Ascomycota; Leotiomycetes; Helotiales; Helotiaceae.
CUCAAACGAACCAAAUCCAGCCUCAGAAGCACCUAGUCUAGCACCUAUCCUGUUCUUUGUUGUGGCGUUGUAUCGAGUUCCGGGUAACCUUGUUGGCUGUGAAUGAUAAUUGGUAUCCGUUUCGCUACGACAAACGCCGGAGCGAUAAAGCCUCUUAUCAAAACGGGCGUCAUUCAGACACAACUCCACCUCAACUACAACAUAACCUCCAACCCCGCCACUCUUUCAACUCUCCAGCGUUACCUCCCACCAUUUCGAGAACUAUCAACUUUCUGCAUACUCUUCGAUAAGCAUACCAAACUUCCCCUUCGGACCACCGAAACCCCCUCCAAAAAGAACCGCAACGAUGUCCAGCCCAAGACGCCGGAUCGAGACUGAUGUGAGUGAAAGAACACAUGGAAUCUGCGAGUGUAAGAGGCUGACUGGAGGCUCUCUCUUUGCAGGUCAUGAAGUAUGUUGUACCCCAAGUUUUCUGGCAUAAGCAUUUUGCUAAUUAAUCUAGGAUGUAUGCACUCUGGAAGUCCUUCAACUUCCCCCAUGUACUUACCCCGCCACAGGCUCAUGAGUGACUAUGAAGUUACUUUGGUCAACGACAAUAGUAGGUUUAUACUCCCAAGCUACAUUUCGACUCUCGCUAACAAUUCUCUCCCUAGUGUAUGAGUCUCCCUUUCCAUAAACGACGACGACAUGUUCAUGAUGAAAUCACAGGCAGGAAUUCUACGUUCGAUUCAAGGGUCCCGAGGAGAGUAUGUGGACUCUGGCAGAAAAUAUAAGGACAUACAGACUGAUACAUGGACAGCUCCCUUUCAAGGCGGAUGCUGGAAAGUCCACGUCGAACUCCCAGAUCAAUACCCAUACAAAUCGCCCAGCAUCGGCUUCGUCAACCGCAUUUUCCACCCCAACAUUGAUGAGUUGUAUGGCUUUUCCCCAGCGUAUGAAGGCCCUCUAAUAGUAUAAAAUUCUAGGUCCGGAUCUGUCUGUCUCGAUGUCAUUAAUCAGACCUGGUCGGCUAUGUUCGACAUGAUCAAUAUCUUCGAAGUCUUCCUUCCACAACUUCUUCGAUACCCAAACCCUACGGAUCCUUUGAACGGAGAGGCGGCGGCUUUGUUGAUGCGAGAACCAAAGAGCUAUGAUGCUAAGGUCAAGGGUGGGUGAUAUGGUGUUCCAAAUUACUGGAGUGGAAGUUAAUGGGGUGAUAGAGUACGUGGUCAAAUACGCCAGUAAGGACGCAGCGGACGAGGCCGGAGCGGAAUCGGACGACGACGACGAUAUGUCCUCAGUCGGGAGUUUCGGCGACGAGGAUGACGAACCAGCCGGCACGAUGGAGGAAGUAUGA